Marmota flaviventris (yellow-bellied marmot) is the source of this 930-nucleotide messenger RNA. Its product is annotated as vomeronasal type-1 receptor 4-like. Lineage: Eukaryota; Metazoa; Chordata; Mammalia; Rodentia; Sciuridae. Gene Ontology annotation, cellular component: membrane. The record is from RefSeq and is a predicted model, not a curated record. Gene Ontology annotation, molecular function: pheromone receptor activity. Gene Ontology annotation, biological process: G protein-coupled receptor signaling pathway.
AUGGCAGCCAGUGAUGUGGCUGUAGGCAUCAUCUUCCUGGCACAGACUGUGUUUGGAGCUCUGGGCAAUUCCUCUCUUCUCCUCAAUUACCUGGUCCUUUACUUCACUGGGUGCAGGGUAAGGCACACAGACUGGAUUCUUCAGCACUUGAUUGUGGCCAACUUGUUAACCCUCCUGUGUAAAGGAGUUCCCCAGACAGUGGCAGCAUUUAGUUUGGGAUUUUCCCUUGGUGAUUUUGGAUGCAAACUACUAUUCUAUCUUCACAGGGUGGGCAGGGGUGUGUCCAUUGUAACCAUGUGCCUUCUGAGUGUCUCCUGGGCCAUCACCAUCAGCUCCUGGGACUCUAGGUUGGCAGGGCUUAAAGUGAAAGCUCCCAGGUACAUUGGUUUCUCCAUGUUCCUGAGCUGUAUCCUGUACAUGCUUAUAAAUGUCAUCAUUCUUAUGUAUACAAAUGGAAACAAGAGAAACAAAACCAUCAUCAAUCUAAAAGAUUAUGGAUACUGUUCUGGUGUUAGUCAUAAUAUAACCACAGACUCACUGUAUGCAGCAUUGGUAACCUUACCUGAUGCCCUGUGUGUGGGGCUCAUGCUAUGGGCAAGCAGCUCCAUGGUGCUCAUCCUGCACAGGCACAAGCAGAGAAUGCAGCACAUUCACAAGACCAGCUCCCCCAGGUCCUUCCCUGAGUCCAGAGAUACACAAACCAUCCUCCUCCUGGUGACAACCUUUGUCUUUUUUUACACACUUUCCUGUAUCUUUCAAACUUGUUUGACUGUUAUUUAUAAUCCCAACUGGUUCUUGGUGAACACGGCUGCAAUAUUGACUGGGUGUUUCCCAGCUGUGAGCCCCUUCCUGCUCAUGAGCCAAGGCUAUAGUGCAUUCAGGUUCUCCUUGGCUUGGUUUCUUAAUAAAAAAAAAUCCCUGUUACUUUGA